ACGUGAGGAGUCGAUAAAUGUAAGUCUUGCAUAUCCGUGUGUGGACUCGAAAAACCAAAUACAGUAUUUUCUUGCUCCCUUGAUUGAGGACUUGAAUGAUCUCUAUCACCACGGUUUAAGAGUGCGUUUGUCAGAACACGAAUCAGGGUUUUGCAAAUGUACCGUUUCAUCAAUUCUUGGUGCAGACCUUGCUACCACAGCAUCUAUGAUCAGCGCCAUCAAAGGACCUGAUCCAAGAUCCUGGGGAAUAAAUAAUGCGAUAACUACAUUUGCCGAGAUUCCAGGAGUAAACGUACCAGAAUCGUUUCCUUCUGAUUUGAAAGCUCUUCUCUACGAGACUAUUUAUGCAAAAGGGAUCCAUCAAAUUUAUUUCGCAAAGGAUAGCCCCGGGUUUAUAUCCGAGCUUGGCAAAUUGAAACAAUCUAUAACUAAAAACCUCUCGCUCAUUCAACCGAAUUUCGUUCACAGUCUGCUGAAAAAAAGCAGCGCUUUGCAGGUGAAAGGUUCAAGUUGGCAGAUUGGUCAUAAACUAUUCUAUGCAAUUUACUAUGUCACGUGCCUUAAGUCACGGAACCAGGGAGUAGCGUCAGAAGCUACCAUGUUUUUGGUAGAGCUUAAUGCCUAUCUUGAAGUAUACUCCUGUGAUGAUCUGACCGACCAUACAGAAGAGUUUAAAUGUUUCAUAAAGCAGCUUCUCGAUAAUCUCAAAAACCUUUGCUUCAAAUAUGAAAGUCUCAAGAAACUUCAAUCCGUGCCAUGCCAUAUGCUUCUCAACGCUUGUGAUACUCUCAAAAGGGUCAAAAAUAUUGAAAACACCUACUGCAGGGCGAAGGAUAUGUCGCUUCCUUGGGUGAGGAACCUAAAAAGCAAGACGAUGACUUCCGUCGGUGGGCGUUUGCUGAUGAAAAGCAUCCAUGAUUGUCUAUGGUUUAUGGACUUCAAGUACGAUAUUGAACAAGAUCAUUGGAAAGUUCCUGCGAAAUGGAUAUUUGACAGGCACAACGUUGGACAUCGAAAAUUGCAGUCCAAGAUUCAAAAACGGGUUAUGUGUUCUAGGAAGUUACGGAGUCAAUACCUGCGUUCGGUAGAGAAAAGUGAGAGUAUUUUGGAUAAUAUCCGUAUAACUAACUAUGGCACAGCUGUAUUGGACGGAGAGGAGUUUAAGAUUGGCGGAAGCAAGACGUACGCCAAAAUACAACCCCGAUACAAACAUGGUUCCGCGAUUUACGUCAAGAUCCAUGAAUUUGUUGGAAUCGGCUUGGAUGAGUUCCCUAGCAAAUUCGCCAUAGUGGAGAAUCUUCAAGAGCUUAUUCUCAAGCACAAGUUACCGAUAGCCAACACAGACAAAAAACUGGUUGUUGGCCGCACGUAUGAUAACUCUUCUUUCGGAAAGCCCGAGAUUGUGGAAGUCGAGAAGUAUACAUGGAAACCGGUUUCUAUGAUACCUCUGGAUGGGUCCACGUCAUUUGUUUAUGAUCCGCACCUUAGCUACGACGAUGUAAUAUCAAAAUAAAAUACAAGCCCACCUUAAACCUGGCAAGGAAAUCAAUAAAAAAAACCAGCACAUUGACAAACGAAAUGGUAAGUACCGAGCAUGUUAUGUGUUAACAAUCAAGUCUUUUGAUAAGCCUGUUGGACUCUCAAUGCUUCUGGCAGCUACCCUAAUUUUUGUUUAUUACACAGUUUGGACGUUUGUGCUUCCAUUCCUCGAGCCAGACAACUUUCUACAAAACUUGUUUCUACCAAGAGAAUAUGCUAUUAAAAUACCUGUUUUGUUGCUAUGCAUUGGUGUCACAUUAAUCGGUGCAUUUAUUGGCAGCGUGCUAAUUCGUUCAUCCAAAAAAGGUAAGAAAGCAUAGCUGAGCCUUUCUCUAACAUUCACAGUACGGAUAGGAUGAGUCUAUGUAUCGAAGAAUCUAAAAUUGCUGUUUGCUGAGUUCCAUAAGUCCUCUGCCAAUUCUCUUCCCACUCCCUUUCGGAAACGUCCGUUAGAAUCGAGAUACGAAUCUUGCUUUUCUUGGGGUAGCGCCCGAGAUCGAACUUUAGUAUUGAUGUGUGUCUGUUUCGCAAACUCAAAAUACCGUCCUAUGCAAUCCAUCAUUGGUUUCUUGUUGUACAAUGCCAGUUUCCGAAGGUCGUUGGAAAUGUGCUCGUACUUGUUCCUUUCGUCAAUACUGACGUUUGCCCAGAUAUUUUGGCUAAUGAGCUCCACAGGUUCUGCAGAAUACUCUGUUUUGGGAACGUCGUUGAUUCCUAACUCAAACCAAGCACUCCCUGCAAAGCUAUUAUGUUGCAGAAGGUCCUUAAUGGCCAGCUGUCGUUGCUGCGUUCGCAUGGGGACUGUUUGCGUUGGCGUAGAGAACUCGGACACCCCAAUCCCGUGUGAAUCGAGAGGAUCUAAGUACGGAUUUAUUGCGUCGUCAUUGUCGUGCCCGCUACUCUGGGACUCUGAACGUGUCUCGUCAUCGGUAGUCUCUCCUUUCUGCUCUGAUUUUGUUGUAUUAUCUGUAGAGCUCGGCCUGUGCUGGAUUUCUGCAGAAUUAGGGUCUCCUAAGUCUCGUCUCCUGACUUGCUCUAUAUAUUGUGAGUCUUGCAAGUCGCUCUGAUAGUAAUUAAUUUUCGAGAUGGACGAAUUAAACGAAGGUGCCUCAUUAGGCGGCGGCCUGCGGAUUAGUAUGCUUUUUUUCCCUGUCUCGUCGGGAACCGGAGGUGUACAUUGCGCGUCCUGCUUUGACUGCGUGUCAAGAAUGUAAUUGACAGAGGAUGUUCGUCUUGGAGCGACAGUCUCAAACACCUUUGAAUCAUUAUACGCAUUUAUUAUAUGGUUUCUGUACCCUGGGCCACCUCCAGAGGCAGCUGAUAAACUAUGGCGUUUCAUUUCCGCCAUAUGGUCAUUCUUGGAGCCAAAAAAUGGAGACUGUGUUCGCUUGAGCGAAGUCUGCAGCGAGUGUGUCGAAUGCUCGCGUCGAAGUUUGUUGAGCGUAAAAUUUGGCUUGAAAAUGGAAGUAUGAGCAGAGGA
Molecule: messenger RNA, 3019 nt
Organism: Ogataea polymorpha
Lineage: Eukaryota; Fungi; Ascomycota; Pichiomycetes; Pichiales; Pichiaceae
Exons: 1
Coding region: 206-1513 (435 amino acids)
Source: RefSeq, a predicted model, not a curated record